UUUCAAUUCAGCGACUAGUGGACUGGACUACACUGUUCGUGCCAAAGAACUAGGGUUUUGAGCGGAAAGACAUGAAUUGUUUGAGCUCUGAACGGGUCUUACAAGAGAACCAGGGUCGCAGUCGCGAUUCCAUUACCUCUCUUAUGCUUCACCAUAAAGCUCUAUCUGAUGUUUCUUGUUUGAGUGACUUCAAGAACUUAGAGAGGCUUGAUCUUGGCUUCAACAAUCUUUCCUCGCUCGAGGGCUUAAGGGCAUGCAUCAAUUUGAAGUGGUUAUCAGUUCUACAGAACAAACUCCAGAGCUUGAAAGGAAUUGAAAGCUUCUCUAAGCUUACGGUCUUAAAUGCAGGCAAGAAUAAGCUUACAUCAAUGGAUGAAGUCAAGUUCCUCACAAGCUUACGGGCACUAAUUUUGAAUGAUAAUGAGAUAUCUUCCAUUUGUAUGCUUGAUCAACUAAAGGACUUGAACACUCUUGUUCUUUCUAGAAAUCCAAUUCUCAAUAUUGGCAAUUCGUUGGUCAAGUCGAAAUCAAUCACAAAACUGUCUCUCUCCAAUUGUCAAAUUCGAUCAAUUGGUUCUUCACUGGUUUCCUGCGUGGAUUUGAAAGAGGUUCGACUUGCACACAAUGAGAUCAUGACACUCCCACAUGAGUUGGCUCACAAUGUGAAGCUCCAAAACCUGGAUGUUGGAAACAACUUGAUCACAAGCUGGUCAGACCUGAAGGUAAUAUCCUCCUUACGCAACCUGAAAAACCUGAAUCUACAGGGAAACCCUAUAGCUGAAAAGGAAAAAUUAGCUAAGAAGAUCAAAAAAUAUGUGCCAAACUUGCAGAUAUUUAAUGCUAGGCCUAUGGAGAGAAGCAGCAGAAAAGAGAAGGUCUCCAAGAAAGAUAUCAAGGAUCAUGAAACUGAUGAUUCUCAUGUUAAAAGUGCUCUUGAUCUGGAAGAAAAACAUGAGGUUAAGAUAGAAAACCCUAGGGUAAGCAAGAAGAUCUCUAGAAGUACCAAGGAUGCUGAUGAUGUUGAAAUAGAGGUAAAGCAGAAAAAAUGGAAAAGAACCGAGGAACUCUCAAAGAGAAAUGCUUCAGUUCAUGACAAGGAUGAUGUCACCGCCGUGGACAAGAAAGAAAAGAGAAAGCAGAAGAAAGCAGAAAAAAACGAGCUUGACAUCAUCGAUGAUGGUGAAACUCCAUUCAUGGAAAUUAUUUCUUCUGAAACUGCUAAGAAUUUGAAGGAUGGUAAUAGAAAGGACCAUGAAUCUAUUCAGGACAUCAAAUCUGUUGGUGGUUUAGUUACAUUCCCAGCUAAGAUAAAGAAAGCGAGAAAGAAACUGGGGGCAGGACAUUCUGCACUCCAAUUAUUGUCACCUGGAAUGGAAAUUGGAAUGGGUGGGCAAUCAAUGUGGGAUGCUUAACAUGGGGGAGAAGUGUAUUUUUUAGUGCUUGGAAGAGAUUAUCCUGCAGAUGGUCAUCUUCCAGGUAACCAAUCUGCUUCAAGUUUUGAAGUUGUGCUUCUUUACUUUUCAUUUGUGCUUUCACCCUUGUAGUUAUCUGGUUAGAUAGUGUAACUUGUACAAUACAAUCAGAAUUUAUGUUCCCUCUAGAUUAGAA
Messenger RNA from Nelumbo nucifera (sacred lotus), 1608 nucleotides. Its product is annotated as Leucine-rich repeat (LRR) family protein. The record is from RefSeq and is a predicted model, not a curated record. Lineage: Eukaryota; Viridiplantae; Streptophyta; Magnoliopsida; Proteales; Nelumbonaceae. Gene Ontology annotation, molecular function: protein binding.